AUGGAUCCCGGCUGGUUCGUCCUCUGCCUCGCUCUCCUCCUCGAGUGUGCGCUCGUCGGACUGCUCAUCUUACCGAUCCGAGGCCUGCUCAACGAGUGGGUGGUCUCUCUGCUCUCGAACCAGGGCGUCAAGUACGCCGGCUUUGCGAUCCUACUGCUGGACGCCUACUAUUUUGCCGGCACGAUGGACGCGCUCUCGAACCCGCUCGUGCACGUGGGCAUCGUCGCCUCGCCGAUCGACGACGUGAUCCUGUCGUGCGAGGUCGGCCUCGAAAAAUUUCGGAACGAGCGCAACGCCUACAUCACCGGCUUCUCGCUCUUCAUGUUCCUCGUGCUGCGACGGCUCACCUCCAGCCGCGGGCUCGUCGACAUCCAGAGCCAGCUCUUCCACGCGCGCGAGACAAACAAGCAGAGCAGUCGGGUGCCCGUGGGCAAGCCGGUGGAGGAGAGCGGCAAGCCAAAGCGCUACUGA
Emiliania huxleyi CCMP1516 is the source of this 471-nucleotide messenger RNA. RefSeq lists its product as hypothetical. The coding region runs from base 1 to 471 and encodes 156 amino acids. NCBI's taxonomy places the organism in Eukaryota, Haptophyta, Isochrysidales, Noelaerhabdaceae. The transcript is spliced from 3 exons. The record is from RefSeq and is a predicted model, not a curated record.